ACCGAUUCUCCGAAAUAACGGACGGGGGCCUUACCACCACCAAUCAUACAUCGUCGAUUUCUAGGAAGGCCACGGCAUCUGUCAACCGAACAUAGUUGAUUUUGAUGGGAAUCCCUUUUUGAACCAAUUCCUAAGUUCUACCCGAGUAGGCGGGGUUUGUUACAACUUUAUACCAAGACGUUGGGACUCAUUACUUCCUAACCUCUCACUUCUACCACCCCAUCGGGUUGAACGAUCCCACAUCUACGCUACGGGGCCUUGACUAAUAUACUUUUGGCGAAUUACGACAGUCCUUGUGAACAUCUCUAUACUCCUCGCUUACUUCAUCCUAGGACUUCUAAUGGAAAUCGCCCUAUGUGCUGAUUGAUCGAGCUGAGCUCGGAGGAUUUCAGCGUUCUAGUUUCAUGACGAUUGCCAAUUACCUAGGCAUCUAGUAGUCUCUUGCGUCAUUGCGAUCAAGUCUACAUAGGAUUGUGUUUGAUGCCAUCGGAACUUAUGACUUUGGGAUACCUAAUUUCACCGGAAACCCUUGCAUCUCGCAAACUUCACCAACAAUGUCCCCUCCGGACCCCGCUGGAUCUUCUCCGGACACAGCCGGUACCAGUCAAGGAACCUCGCCCAGUGCUACGGCUCCGGAGAAGUCAGUGGCAUCACGUAAGCCAGCUAAACGUGAACGUGUCGCAUUAGCUUGCCAAAGGUGUAAAACUAGGAAGCAAAAGUGCGAUGGCCAACGACCAGCGUGUGCUUCAUGUGCCCGUUUGUCCUUGAAAUGCGUUUAUAUCGUUCCACUCGUCCCAGCCGCCGGCGAGAAGAAGCUCUACAUCAAAGCGCUUGAACAUCGCAUCGCCGAGCUAGAGGCAUAUCUUUCAUCCACUGGUCAUUCUAGAGUCGGAAACGAUCAUCUAGGCCGCCUAGGUCAAUCGGCGCCAUCAUCGCAUAAUGCACCGAUAGUGUCAAUUAGCCAGCCUGGUCAGACAUCAGUCCCUGAGCAAAGCCAACGGAAUGAUGAAGACGAUAGCAAUGAUAUCCUACUAGCCGUCAGAGAUCUUUCACUUUCGGCAUCUGGUCAUUAUGUUGGAGCUUCUUCGAACAUCACAAUAGGGCGGGUGCUCAAUUCAUUCAUGCACAGCCAGAAAAGCUCGACUUUGGGGACCCACGAAGAGCAAAUUUCCCACGACGAAGAAAAUCCAGCGCCAAAGUCCAUAUACUCAACAAGCGCUGGGGAUAUGAUUGGAGUUCCAUUUCUGAGUCCUCAGGUAGCCGAAAGACUUCUUCACGGUUAUUUUCGGCAUAUAGCUACGAGGUACCCUGUACUACACUCAACUCAAGUAGUAAAGCUCCACAACAACCGGGAUAACCUCACGGACGAGUACGAACAGAGUAUUCUUCACUUAAUAUACGCAGUCAGUGGGAGGUGGCUGGAAUCAGCCGGCGAAAUGGGACACUUCUUCAGCGACCAGCAUUAUGAUAUCGCUUUCGGGGAACUAGAAACAAUGCUCCGUCUUCGAGACUACCGCACAGUCAACUACCUAUUAUUAAUGGCCCUAUAUUGCACGAGAGCCCCCAGAGAACCAGGCGGAUGGACCUAUGUGGGGGAGGCUAUGAGAUUAUGUAUAGAAUUAGGGUUACACCGUCGACCACGAAGACCACAACUCAACAUUGAUGGUGAGAUGGACAAACGGCGAUUUUGGACAGCAUAUUUCCUCGAUCGAGAUAUUUCUAUAGCCGUCGGGCGCCCUCCGAGUAUAUCAGAUCAUGAUAUUGAUGCCGAAUUACCUCUAGAUAUCAACGAAGAUACCAUCGACGACGAAGUUAUCCGUCAAGCAUCAAUUAAUGCCAGUAAUAUCCCAGUUAACCCACCCAAUACGUUAACCUCUUUUAUCCAUCGGACACGACUCAAGCAAAUCGAAUCAGAAAUUCAACACGACGUUUACCGAGUCGAUCGACCGAACGAUGUCUCCGAUGCUUUGAUAAAUACGUUUAUAGAUAGACUCAAUGCAUGGAAGAAUGCGAUACCUUUCGACACAACGCACUAUGUUCAUCGCCAAGAGAACGCAUUUGAAGGCGCCGAAUUAUACACGCUACAUUAUUACCGCUGUAUUCGCUUCUUAUUAUACCCGCAACUCGCGAAGAAUCCUGUAAACUUACACUAUAUGAAGCUCUGCGCAGAUGCCUGCAUAGGGAUCGUCACAGAUUAUCGACGGUUACACCACACUUUUCCGAUUGGGUUCUCGGCCUUGUCAAUACAAUCCGUUUUCUUAGCAGGCUUGACUUUGAUAUAUUGCGCAUGGCUGGCUCCUCCUGGUUUCAUCAAUGUUGAUGGCCCGUUAACGGAUUGCCAAAUCCUCUUAUACAUCGUGACAGAGCGUUACCCAUCGGCGAGGAAAUAUCGCGACGUCUUCGAGCGCAUAAAAUCCGCCAUAAUGGAUAUCAUCGCACAAGGAAAGCACGAGCCACGGAACCCCGUUCAAAUAGAUCCGAAUGUCCAGAAAGGUUUCGCGAGCUUCGAAGGCCAAUGGGCUCCCGGAAUGGGCGCCGACUUCUCGUAUAUGCUCAACACAAUGACGGGGAACCCAGAAGCGGCGUCUGCGUUCGAAUUGAGUAUGGAUCCAACGACAUUAGUUGGCCAUCCAGAUCAAUCUGCAUCGAAUUUAGACCAGUAUCAAAACGUCUGGCCCAACAUGCAACACCCAAUGCCUCAUGAGAUGGGUGAUGUGAAUUCGCUCGGUGGGCUCUAUCAAUGACCACACAAAUUCCCUUGUUAUAAUAUAGACCCGGCUAUUAAAAACGAGGCCGUAGGAUAUACCAUUGUUACAUUAUGUGUUCGGGUUGGCGUGACGAGGGCGUUAUAUAAUACUUGUCGUCCACGGGUGCCUG
This is a messenger RNA of Hypoxylon trugodes, 2877 nucleotides long. Its product is annotated as fungal-specific transcription factor domain-containing protein. The record is from RefSeq and is a predicted model, not a curated record. NCBI's taxonomy places the organism in Eukaryota, Fungi, Ascomycota, Sordariomycetes, Xylariales, Hypoxylaceae. Gene Ontology annotation, molecular function: sequence-specific DNA binding; zinc ion binding; DNA-binding transcription factor activity, RNA polymerase II-specific. Bases 555 to 2744 code for a protein of 729 amino acids. The transcript is spliced from 6 exons. Gene Ontology annotation, biological process: positive regulation of transcription by RNA polymerase II; DNA-templated transcription.